This is a messenger RNA of Camponotus floridanus (Florida carpenter ant), 2634 nucleotides long. RefSeq lists its product as uncharacterized. The transcript has 3 exons. The record is from RefSeq and is a predicted model, not a curated record. Bases 1 to 1626 code for a protein of 541 amino acids. Lineage: Eukaryota; Metazoa; Arthropoda; Insecta; Hymenoptera; Formicidae.
AUGCCUUUCUCAGCUGCUUCGUCCCUGUAUUUCAGUGCUCCUGGUGCUGCACCAACCGAUGGGACUCGUCGUCUCCUCGCGCGCGGUCGUGAUCAAGAAACUUACAGGAUCAUGAUCAGAAUCGCGAUUCUCGUUCUUACGAUUAAUCUGGUGAAGGGCCAGCUCAACUACGAGGGAAACCCGUUCACGGAAUACACCGAGUAUAUUGCCGAAGAGAGCAAUCUUUCUGAAAAGUCUGCCAGGAAGAAUGACGCCUCAUUCGAUUACCCGAACUCUGAAAUAUCAUCGCCUUCCCAGAAACUAUAUCCAAUCGUAGAAUCCGAGGUCGACAAGAAUCUACAUCAAGUGACGGAACCUGACAAUCUUCUUACUGAUAAAUUGCAAAAACAAACUUCAUUCUCGGUCCAAGCCUUCCGAUCGAACGACACAAACAUGCAUUCCGCUCGCCAGUUCCAGGUUUCUUCCGAUCAGAAUUCAGCAGAGCUCGCGCUGAACACGUUUCUAAAUUCCAAAACACCCGAAGAGUCCCGCUUAUCUCUCGAACACUAUCUCCGCAGCCAAAAUUCGCCAAACGCACAGUCUCGAUCCUCGAAUGUGAUCAUCGGUCAAAAUAAAAGGAUGAUCGAACCAACGUUCGAUAUUAAACGGCCAUUGAACUCUCAAAUGGAACAACAGCAGUCGUUGGUAGUUCCUCAGGUAAACCAACAACUGAUACCAACACCGCAAGUGAAUCAGGGUCAACUGGUACCGCAGGGCCAGCUAAUGUCGCAGAACCAGCUAGUACCACAGAAUCAGCUAGUGCCGCAAAAUCAGUUAGUGUCACAGGGCCAGAUGUUACCGCCUAUCGGACAGGCUUAUGACUAUGUGGGACAACCGCCUCCAAUUCAGCCCGUAAUCAGGGCACCCGCGGGAAUUAUCUUGGGACAUGGGAUGAUGCAGCCCGUACCGCUUAUGCCCGGCUUUCACACCAGGAACGAUAUAACGCCAGCAAUGUGGAGAGAAAGGAUGAGAAGAAUUCGCGGACAGCCGUUUCCUUUUGCGCAACCUAGGCUGGCACCAGGAUUGUACAAAGGAACGAUCGCAGUUCCUUUCAAGCCCAAGGCUCCGAUCGAGGUGAUUUAUACGAAGCCGCCGGGUUUUCAUCGAGGACCGCCCAUCAUCAGUAAUCCACCGGUUCCUUACGAAGAUGCGAGCCCCUGGUUCCCCGAAGCCGAUCAUCCGCCGUCUCAGAAGGAUGUCUACUAUUCGCAGCUGUAUGCGCAGUCCUACGAUCCUCAUUAUUACAAUUACAUUGCCACGACCGGUAAGAUACGGCCGUACCUCUAUGGGAAGCUGGGAAAACGUGAAGAGGAAAAGGACGAUGGUAUCUGGUCGGAGUUGUAUCGCGGCUUCACGAAGCAUGGCCUGAAGAACAUCAUGACUCCGACCUUCCUUUUGGGCAUGACGUUACCGGUGGUGACCCUGAUGCUCUCUGCCCUCGUGCAAAAGCGAUCCCUUGCGCGAUCGGAUGGGGCGAGAAACUUGGACCAAGAGGAUGCUCUGCAAGAAUAUCUCGAGAGGUUGCAGAGAGCGAUGGAAUGUUAUGCUGGUAGGAGCUCUCAAGAUGCGAAGUUAGACGGAUGCUAGAAUAGAUUAAGAAAAUAUUCUGAUGCUGGAUGAGCCGUUGGACGGAAUGAUGGCGCGAUUUAAUCGAAAUAAAGUUCUUAAGUCCGGUCUUAAUGUCAAUGUUGAAAAAUUGCAUUAAUUAUUCAAGCAAUAAAAAUAUACAUGUGGAUAAUAAUAAAUUGCUUUCAUAUUCAAAUAGAAUAUGUAAUGUGUGUUAUAAUGAAUGUAAUAUUUCCUGCUUAUUCUUUUAUUAUGAAUAAGAUUAUUUAUUAUCGACGUUCAUGUUAAAAUCGGGCUAUUUUCAGCGCAACACUUAUACCUCUUCAUUUCAUUCGACGGCUCAAAUGUGGCCGUCUGAUUCUGACAUUUAUUUAUGUAAAUCAUGCUGAUUAAUUUAUCGAAAUCGGAUAGCCACAUUUGCAAUAAAUAUAUGGGGAGAGUAUGGAUUAUUGGUGCUUAAAUCGCGAUAAAAAACACUGAUAUCACGCGUGCUUUAUAGAGGUAAACGUAUAAAAUGCUUUUAAGCGGCCAUGCUAACUAACGGGUGUGAUAAUAUUGCAAUCUAUCAUUUUCUGAUAUAUCGCGCCUAGAUAUUUUAUUAAGAAACAAUUCAUACGUAAGAGAUUGCCGUUCAAUUCUGAACAUCAUAAAUUUUUAGAAAGAUGUAUAAAAAUAAAUUUAUAUACCAAAGUCAUCAAAUGCCAUGAGUUUAUAAAUGACAUCGCGACAUAAAGAAUUGAUAAAUAAAUUAUGUCAUACAAAUCACAUAAAACAUAAUAUAACAAAAAUGCAUAUUUAGGAAUCAAUAAUUUUAUAAGCUAAGAGAAAAAUUUAUAUAAAUGAAUGUAAUUUCCAUCUAAUGAAACGAUCGUUUCCGGCAAUUCACGUGGAAAAUAACUGUUUUCCACAUGAAUUACAUUUCAACUCUCGCGAUAUGGCAGAGACCUAAUACGCACGUGUACGCAAUGUAUUAUUAGUAUUACGCAAGAUCGGCGUUUCUUAUGUUACAAGUCGUUAAAAAAAAAAAAA